AUGACGUCUUCCGCCGCAAGAGAAGGAGUCGCGCUGAGUUUGGAGAAGCCGCGAGCCGUCCCACCGCCUCGCCGGCUUCGUCGCGGCCGGCCUCCAGGGGUCGCUGGUGUAGCGAAUAAAGGCGGCCCCCCGGGAGCUCGAGAGAGUUGGGCGGAGAGGAAGGUGGCGGCGAGCGAGAGACGCGAGAGGGAGCCCGAAGGCGCGGCGGCGGAGCGGCUGACUAGCCCGCUACGGGGUCAACGGCGGCUGGGGUGGCUGCCUCCUUCGCCGGUCCUAGGCUCGCUCGGACGCGGGGGAAGCCGGCAAUGGGCAGGAGAGAAACCGCGAAAUUCCACUUACUUAGAUGAUCAUGGGCCACCCCCUCGUAAGGUACUUCCAUUCCCUAGCCAGGUGGUGUACAAUAGGGUUGGAAAAUGUGGGAGCCGGACUGUGGUUUUGCUGUUAAGAAUUCUGUCUGAGAGACAUGGGUUCAAUUUAGUUACAUCGGAUAUUCAUAAUAAAACCAGACUUACCAAGAAUGAACAGAUGGAAUUGAUUAAAAAUAUAAGCACUGCAGAGCAGCCCUAUUUAUUCACUAGACAUGUUCAUUUCCUCAAUUUCUCAAGAUUUGGAGGAGACCAACCAGUAUACAUCAAUAUUAUUAGAGAUCCUAUCAAUCGAUUUUUAUCUAACUAUUUUUUUCGCCGUUUUGGAGACUGGAGAGGGGAGCAGAACCAUAUGAUCCGUACUCCAAAUAUGAGGCAAGAGGAGAGAUAUUUAGAUAUUAAUGUAUGUAUUCUUGAGAACUAUCCUGAAUGUUCCAAUCCCAGGUUAUUUUACAUUAUUCCAUAUUUCUGUGGACAGCAUCCAAGAUGCAGGGAACCUGGUGAAUGGGCCCUCGAAAGAGCAAAAAUGAAUGUGAAUGAAAAUUUCCUACUCGUGGGCAUUCUGGAAGAAUUAGAGGAUGUGCUGCUUUUACUAGAAAGAUUUUUACCUCAUUAUUUCAAGGAUGUACUCAGCAUCUACAAAAACCCAGAGCAUAGGAAGCUUGGCAAUCUAACUGUGACAGUGAAAAAGACCGUCCCAUCACCAGAAUCCAUCCAGAUCCUGUACCAACGCAUGAGAUAUGAAUAUGAAUUCUACUACUAUGUCAAAGAGCAGUUUCACCUGCUAAAACGCAAGUUUGGAUUACGAUCUUCAAGUGGUAACUCUUCUCCUAGGCCAGAAUUUGCCAUUCCUUCUCUUCUUGAAACUGAAGAGCCAGUGACAGAAGAUGAGGAGCAAGAUGAUGAAAAGUGGUUAGAAGAUAUUUAUAAAAGGUGAUGCAAGACUGAUUCCAGAUCAUUUAAAAAUGUUAAGAAAAAUCUGAAGAAAGUGAGUUAAUGCACAGCAGCAUUUAAAAAGACAUUUCCCCUAGAUUGAACUGAUAGACCCUUUUCUGAGAAGGUGUAUUUGUUGAAAUGUUUUGUUUGUUUGUUUCCUUGGCUCCAUAGAAUUAUUGUAGUUAGAACAUACUUUUAAGUAUACCAUCUCUUGUUUCAUUAGAAAUAACAUUGAUAUUGUAAAAUAUUUCUGUAUAUGGUACUUAUUUGCAGAAUGAUAUACAUCACCAUGUUGGUCAUUUGCAAUUUUCACAAAACUAGCUUGCCUGAUGUAGCAUUUAAUUUAACCUGUUACAGUUUUAUUUGAGCACAUUGAAGUAAUAACAUGAUAUAAGAAGUUUGUCAUCACCUGAAUAAGGAAUGCUGUUGUUCUGAAAUAAUAAAGCUGUCCAUUGCUACUAAUACCAAUUGAAAAGGGGAAACCAGGCUAUUAUCAACAGUCAAAAUAGAAUAUGGAGAAACCAAGUUAAUGAGUUUUCCGCAGUCUAGUGUCCUCUAGAUAUGUUGGACUAUAACUUCAGUGAUUCCCAGUUUGUCUGUAUUGCCAGUAUUGGCUGGCAACAAUGAGAGUUGUAGCACGGGUGGAAUUGGGAAGGUGGUUAUCGUUAAAUAUCAGUACAAUGCUGAGGUUGAGUAAAACUGAAGGGGACAAUAUUAAUGGAAAUUAAACUUAAGCUGUAGGGGAAAGUGUCAGAUGUUCCUUUUUAUUUUAAAAGAGAUCCUCUUUUUCCAUAGUAGUUUUGUCAGUAAGCAAAUACCCAUAAAAGGAGGGGAACAAGAACUUUGUGGGAUGGGAAGAGUUGGUCUUUGAAAAAAAUAUAUCUGUAACAUUGUAAAUGCAUUAGUUACUGAUGAAAUUGAUUGGUUCUGAUUUCAAGACAUUAUUUCUGAAGGUGAAAAUUUCUAAUGAAUAUGGCUCAGGCACUCUGAAAAUCUGAUACUGACAAACAACAUUGAAGAGGAAUAUGCUGUGAUCCCUUCAGAUGUCAUCAGUUCUUUUUCUCUCUCAAAGAAGUUGAAGCCUAACUCUUGCAUACAGAGAAGGAGCAGAUACCCUUAACAGCAUACUCAAAUUGUACUCUGGCUAGAAUAGUCAACAUUUAUGACUGAUAAUCAAAAAUUACCACUCUAAAGAACAAAGAUAUAGCAGAUGUGCACGUGUUCCGUUUACCCAAGUUACUGGUUCUUCUUUUGGUGUGCAUUAGUCAACACCCAUUUAACAAAUUCCCUUUUCAGAGCCUAUAGGCAUCAACUAGUAUCUAUUGCAUUCUGGGUUUUGUUUUUGUUUUUUUACUAUACUACUAGCAGGAUUUGAACACACAGAAUUGUGUUGUAGCUGAACACUUACAUGAAUGAAAAAUCUUCUCACUAGGUGGUUCCACUGCACUACUCUGGAACAUACUGGGAGCUGGAAAUAAUAAUUAACCAAGAUGCUGCAUUGUAUAUUAAGUGGUUUCUAUGAAAUUACAUUUAAAGAGUAAUGAUUAGUUUACACACUGUGGAAUUGUUUUCUUUUGGGGAGCAAUUUAAUAUUCACAUGCUGGAAUGUUUUUAAAAAGUUAAAAUUUGUGUGUGCUACAAGAAUCCUGGGUUACUUAACAUGUUUGCUUUCUCUGCAAUUUCACUAGAAUCUAUUUUUAUCUUGCUAUUUAAUAUUGUUCUUUGCCACAGAUACUUUGAAAUGUUAAAAGCAAGAGCUGUCAGUUGAUUUAUUUGCUAGAUGUUAAUGUUGUAUAUUUUUUAUAUAAGCAACUUGGCUUCUAUUCUAUUCCCAGAAAGGUACUUCAUAAAUUUAUUUGGCACAUAAGCUUUUAAGAUUUCUGAAACAACAGGCCAUAUAUCUGUCAAGAAACAAUGUACUUUAAAUAAUUUAGAAGCACAUUUUAAGUUUGCUCAUUUUUUUUUUUUGCUUAUUUAUUGUGACUUUUCAGCACAUUCCAAAUUUUAAGUUGCUCAGGAAAGAAAUUCAUUUGAAUGAUUUUCUUUUUCUUUUCUUUUUUCAAGAAUAACAAUCAUUGUUAUAAAACUUUCAUCCCAUGAUAACCUUCUAGAAAGUGCCAUAUUUGUUUGUAAAUCUCUGUGAGAGAGAAAGGUGGAUUCUUGGAAUAUGUGAAAAUAAUAAAGAGAAUAUAUGUACAUUAGAUUAGUUAUAAAUGAAAACAACCAAUAUUUGAAUUAAAUAUACCUUAACUUAUUCACUGACUCUUUGAUCUAACCUGUUUAUUUUUAAUGCACUAACAUUUCCACACCUGUUGUUCUUCACAGAGUCAUCCAGUUGUCUAUCUCUUGUCCCCUUCUCCUGCCCCAUGACUGAAAGUUAAAAGUUUUCCCAUAGAAUCACGCUAAAAUGUUUAUCGUAGUUUAUUUGCUGAAGGCCAUCCUUCAGUUGGGCUCUUUUGAUAUUACUAUGUGAGAAGUACCAUCAGCAGUGGAGCCAUGCUACAUGCCACUGCCAGCGUAGUUACAUAAUCCAUAACAGUUAUUGUUUUGACCUAUGCGUAGCUACUGUAUUGUUUUAGCUAGCGUAAAUAUAGGUGGGGGAGAAUAAUUGCUGUCCAGGCUAAAACUACUUGGCAAAAGUACACAGGCAACUUUAUAAAGCUUUAUAAACAGUUUUAAAAGGAUUUGAAUUAGAAAAUUACAUUAAUAAAUGGUCCACUUAAGAGUAAUUUACUUUAAGAGUGUUGUAAUAGUAGAAGAUUAUGUAUCUUCUAAGGUACAGUUGCAUUGCAGUUAUCUAAAGUGCACGUGCAUCAUUCUGAAAUCAGACAAUCUUCCUGUCUUUUAAAGGCAUUUUAGUUUCUAUCAAUUUUUUGGUUGUCACCUGAUCUUUGUGAUGAGCAGACUUCAUUCUGUGGUCGAAUUUGAUAACCCAAGCCAAGUAAUCAAAAUGGAAUGCUUUUAAGAUCCAGUAUUGCAAUGAAUAGACUCCCAGCAUGUUUUAGAAGGGAGUGAAGGAAUCCCCUUUUUUCUAGGAAAAUCUUCAUGUUGAACUUUGUAUUCUCACCUAUUGUCUACCAAACUUGCAUUUGAAAAUAAUUACACUUCAUGCAAAUUAAUAAAGGCCUGUAAUUUGUAAAGUUGAAUUGUGUGUUCUGGCCUUCGUGUAUAUUUGUCUUGCUGGCAUUCUUUUUUUAAUACCAAGCAUGAGAUUUACAGUAAGAUUAACGGGGAAUGCAAAAAAGGACCAUUUUCUUUUCUGGGGACUUUUAGUUGAUGUAAUAUUGCAACAGGAGAAUGAAUUUUCUAUCAAAAAUAAAAUUAAGCAUUUAUAUUUAAUUUUAGAGAAUCUGCAAAUCUUUCUAAUAUCUAAUCUGAUUAUAAGUAAAAAUGUUUUUUUCAAAUGUUUCAGUCUUCCAUCAGAAAACAAGGUUGAAAGUUUAUUAAUACGUUAUUUGUUCAAUGAAUUCUGUAGAACUUCCAAAUAGCUCAAGGGCUGUUCUAAAGUAUAUCGAUGCAAAUGUCUAAGUUCAAAAAGUUAAGCUGAUCCAAAAACUGAAUAUUUAAGAUCAUUCAGUGAAUAUAUCUUUUUAAAAAAGCAUACAGAAUAAAUCAUAUAGAACUAAA
Messenger RNA from Python bivittatus (Burmese python), 4928 nucleotides. Lineage: Eukaryota; Metazoa; Chordata; Lepidosauria; Squamata; Pythonidae. The record is from RefSeq and is a predicted model, not a curated record.